Messenger RNA from Striga asiatica, 681 nucleotides. NCBI's taxonomy places the organism in Eukaryota, Viridiplantae, Streptophyta, Magnoliopsida, Lamiales, Orobanchaceae. The record is from the annotation of a GenBank genome assembly.
AUGGGUGGUGAGCAGAUUAAAGAUAAUUCUCCUGUACAACAAUGUUCUGAGGCUGUGGAAUUCGAUGGAACUAUGAAAGAAGGAAGGUUGUUAGCUAUUAGAUGGGCAUUACAUAAGACUUGGAAGGCAAAAUGCUUGGACAUAUACUGGUGUUUGGAUGAUAAAACUCUGUCUAGAAAGCUUUGUACCUUUGAAAUGCCGUACAAGCCUAAUGAUUUUUUAAACAUGGCAAGAUUGGCUACCCAAGUGCCUGAGAAUAAUAAUCUUGUUUGUAAUAUCAAACUAGGGAAGAUCCCAGACACGGUUUCAAUUGAUGAGGAUGCAAAUGUUCUGAUGAUGCAUAGAGGGGUCACAUUUAGCGGCGACAAAGACGGGACGUCUUUUCUGUUGUCUAGGUGCCGGUUUGGCCCGAAUCAGCCUGUUGCUUUUAGGAAUGCAGAUGACAUUCAACCUAAUCAGAAAGUCCUUGUGUGUAACGGGUUGAUUCGGGCCAAACCGGCACCUAGACAACUAAUAUUGCCUCCUGGUGCGAAACACGUAUUCAAAAAACCCAAUGCCCAUGGUCACACCAUGCUUGUAAUAAGAGUACGCCCAAUAUUCCACAUCAUAGCCCAACUUAUCGUCAUCCGUCAGGUUGGCCUGGUCAGUGUCAUGUUUCUAUUUCUUGUAGCCGCGUCCUGA